ACACACACACACACACACCCCCCCUCCUGUCAGCACUCUCUCUCUCUCUCUCUCUCUCUCUCUCUCGCUGGUAAUCCGCCUCUCUCUCUCUCUCUCUCCCUCUCUCUCUCUCUCUCUCUGCAGUCAUCAUGGCGGAAAUCAAAACGGGAAUCUUCGCUAAAAACGUGCAGAAACGUCUGAACCGCGCGCAGGAGAAGGUGCUGCAGAAACUGGGAAAAGCAGACGAGACCAAAGAUGAGCAGUUUGAACAAGUGGUCAUCAACUUCAGGAGACAGGAGUCUGAAGGCUCUCGGCUGCAGAGGGAGAUGAAGUCCUACAUGGCUGCCAUCAAAGGGAUGCAGCAGGCCUCCAUCAACCUGACACAGUCUCUGCAUGAAGUCUAUGAACCAGACUGGCAUGGAAAAGAUGAUGUCAUGGUUAUUGGAAAGGACUGUGAUGCAUUGUGGGAAGACUUCCAUAACAAACUGGUGGACUCCACGCUGCUGAACCUGGAUGGGUACCUGCAACAGUUUCCAGACCUCAAAACUCGAGUGGCCAAAAGAAGUCGGAAACUCAUCGACUAUGACAGCGCUCGACAUCAUGUUGAAACUCUGCAGAUAUCGGGGAUGAAGAAUGACCGCAAGAUAAUGAAGGCAGAAGAAGAGUUGAAAAAGGCUCAGAGAGUGUUUGAUGAGCUGAACGUUGGGCUACAGGAUGAACUGCCGACUCUCUGGGACAGCCGGGUUGGCUUCUACAUCGGCACCUUUAAGAGUGUGACAAAACUGGAGGCCAAAUUUCACCGCGAGAUCUCUCUGGUAUGUCGGCAGCUGUAUGCAGUGAUGACCCAGCUGGCUGAACAGCACUCUGAUAAAAUGUUCACCAUCCAGGGAGCACCAAGUGAUUCCGGACCACUGCGACUCGCCCGAACCCCAUCACCACCAGAAGAUGAAAGUCCACCUGAGAGUCCAGACACUAGUUCCAAUCAUAUGCUCCGCCCUGUCUCACCUGGACCACCACGGCCCAAAUCCCCUAUACAGCUUAAAAAGGGACCGCCGGUGCCCCCACCACCAAAGGUCACACCUACCAAAGAGGUGGCAGAGGAGCAGAUCAUUGACCUGUUUGGAGGAGAAUUUUUACCAGCACCUUCACCAUCGCAGCCCAAUGAAAGACCAGGAGAAUCUCUGCUCGACCUGGACUUUGAUGCCUUUCAACCAGAUGAGAGUGUUUCACCGAUACCACAGACAGCUGUACCUUGGGAUAUGUGGUCGGCAAACGCCCAAACAGCUCAGCCUCAGGCUGCAGACACUGGCUUCGUCGCCGACUGGUCCGCUGACUUUGGUUCAUUGUCAGAAAAUGGAGACCCUGCUUCAGGAGCUGAGGCCCCUGCUGAAGGGCCACAGGGGGCGCAGGGUGGGGCUCAGGGUGGGGCUCAGGGCUUGCCCCAGGCAGACGGCGGGCAGCCGGGUGGAGACACAACUACUCCACCUCAGGACAGUGAGGCAGCCACAGCAGCUGAAGAUGAGGUUAGCAGAUGGGACCCUCAAACUAACCCCAAACUUCAUCCUUCUGCAGUCAGAAGUGAUGAAGAUGAGACACGGCAGGCAGAUUCAGUGACUAAUACAGCAGGGCAGGAAGACCGCAGGAAGUCCACUCCAGGACUUAUAUUCACCAAUGAGUAUGGGGAGGAGAUUGAGGACAGCACAGAGGACAGAGGAGACAAGUGGUCCAGGUCUCCAGAUGGGUCUGGUUCUGAAUAUGAAACUGCUGAGGAGUGGGGUGAAGGAGGUCAGGGAGGCUGGGCAAGUGCUGAUGAUGAACUUUCAUAUGUAGAUCGUCCCCCAGUGAAUGCCUCAGAGGGACGAGGAGGUGGAUACGAUGGUGUAGAACAGGUUUCAGCAGAGAGUGAUGAAGUAGAACUGCCAGAAAAACCAACUGAUCUGAAACAGGGAGGAGGUGCGUUUGAUUCAGAUCCUUUUGCUGAAACACAUGCAGGAGGUGCGUUUGAUUCAGAUCCUUUUGCUGAAACACAGGCAGGAGGUGUGUUUGAUUCAGAUCCUUUUGCUGAAACACAGGCAGGAGGUGCGUUUAAUUCAGAUCCUUUUGCUGAAACACAUGCAGGAGGUGCGUUUGAUUCAGAUCCUUUUGCUGAAACACAGGCAGGAGGUGUGUUUGAUUCAGAUCCUUUUGCUGAAACACAGGCAGGAGAUAUGUUUGAUUCAGUUCCCUCAGCUGAAACACAGGCAGGAGGUGUGUUUGAUUCAGUUCCCUCAGCUGAAACACAGGCAGGAAAUAUGUUUGAUUCAGAUCUUUUAGCUGAAACACAGGCAGGAGGUGUGUUUGAUUCAGAUCCUUUUGCUGAAACACAGGCAGAAAAUUGGUUUGAUUCAGUUCCCUCAGCUGAAACACAGGCAGGAAAUAUGUUUGAUUCAGUUCCCUCACCUGAAACACAGGCAGGAGGUGCGUUUGAUUCAGAUCCUUUUGCUGAAACACAGUUUGGAGACACAGGGGGUUCUGAAUUUGAUCAAUUUACUGAGACCUUAGGAGAAGGUGGGGUUGUAGUCACUGGGUGUGGAAGCAGCGGGUGGGAUACGGACCCUUUUGCCAACACUUUCCCAGCAGCGUCGACAGGGACUAAGGGUCCUGCCUCCAACACCAUACCCUGGCAGGAAGUUAGUGACAGCAGCAGCUUCGACUCUUCUGUCCUUCAACGAAACUCUGCGUCAGUCUCAGCAGCAGAAGGAGUUAAAGAUGUAAACGUUCCCAGAAUUCACAAAGAACCAGAAAAUUCAGACAUGUCCGAAGAUGAGGCUGCAAACCGGAGAUUUGGAAAGUUGUACCAAGAGCUAGAUACAGAAAAGGAAGAGGUGACAGACACGUUUAAUGGAUUUUCACAGUGCACUCUGAAGGAUUCCACUGGCCCAUCAUUUUUUGCUGAUUUUGAUAAGAUGGUAAGUUUUAAAAUUAUGUGCACAAUUGUAUUGCAGUUAACAUGAUUAGAAAUGGUAUUAGGGAUGUCACAAGAACCGAUACUUCGAUACCAAGUUGAUACCAAUAUACUGAAAACUUGACGGUACUCCUUCCUCCUUCUAGAAUACCGUAGGUAUCAGAGGUACUAGGGAUGCAAUCCUGAACUCCCGGACUUGACGGGACAGCUCAUACAGCCACAAAUAUGAACAUGUAGAAGACAGCGACAAAAAAUAGAGAGCCAAAAGAGUGUUUGUUAAGCUGCUUUAUACUCUAGUAUAAAAAACUAUAAGGAACAGCUUGGAUGCAGGCUUUUUUUUCUUAAUGCAAUGCACCUGUACUAUUAUGAAAAAUACAAGUAUGGAUCAGGACUCAGUAUGAGAUGUUAAAUGGGGAUCGUGGCCAAAAAACUUGAUCGGGACAUAUUUACAUAUCAUAUUGAGAAUUGUGGAAUGUAACUGGUAUUGGUAUUGACUACUACAUUUUUGAUAUCGUGACAGCCCUAAAUGGUAUAUUCAUUUCUUUAAUUAGUUGUUUCUGUUGAACAUUUCUGUCCUUUAAUCUGUUUCUUGUGAAC
Molecule: messenger RNA, 3520 nt
Organism: Dicentrarchus labrax (European seabass)
Lineage: Eukaryota; Metazoa; Chordata; Actinopteri; Moronidae
Gene: amph
Product: amphiphysin
Exons: 17
Coding region: 129-2972 (947 amino acids)
Biological process (GO): synaptic vesicle endocytosis
Cellular component (GO): synaptic vesicle; plasma membrane; cytoplasm
Molecular function (GO): protein binding; phospholipid binding
Source: RefSeq, a predicted model, not a curated record